CGGUCCUCGGCGCUUCCGCCCCGUGGGCCCUGCCCGGCCUCUGCGCUCCAGGCCCGCCUUGCGGGGCGCACCCGCCAGUCUGGAGCGCCGGGCUCGGCCUCGCUGGCCUGCGUGACUGCCAGUGUGACCUUGGGCAAGUGUUGCCCGCUGGGCCUUCGUUUCCGUCCCUGCACCAGAGACUCGGGCUGGGACGUGCGCGUAUUCGCCUCCCAGCCCUGACAUCCUGAGGCUUUGUGACUCCGGGCACGUGGGGACCUGGGAGGGUGCUGGAAGCGGUGCCCACAUCCCCCUGCUCCCCACAGGUCUGGCCAUGAACUCUGGAGGAAGGAGGCAGGAGGCAACAGCGCCCAAGGGUAGAAGGGCUCACAGACCCCGGGAACAGGACCGAGAUGUGCAGCUGUCCAAGGCUCUGUCCUAUGCCCUGCGCCACGGUGCCUUGAAGCUGGGACUUCCCAUGGGGCCUGAUGGCUUCGUGCCCCUGGGCGCCCUCCUGCAGCUGCCACAGUUCCGCGGCUUCUCAGCAGAAGACGUACAGCGCGUGGUGGACGCCAGUGAGAAGCAGCGGUUUGCCCUGCAGCCCGGGGAUCCCAGCACCGGCCCUCUCAUCCGGGCCAAUCAGGGCCACUCCCUGCAGGUGCCGGAGUUGGAGCUCAGGCCUCUGGAGACACCACAGGCCCUGCCGCAGACGCUGGUCCAUGGUACUUUCUGGAAACACUGGCCGUCCAUCCUGCUCCAGGGCCUGUCCUGCCGAGGAAGAACGCACAUCCACCUGGCCCCGGGACUGCCGGGGGACCCUGGCGUCAUCAGUGGCAUGCGGCCCCACUGCGAAGUGGCCGUGUUCAUCGACGGGCCGCUAGCUCUGGCAGGAAAGCCCCUCUCCCUGGCUGAGGACAAGCAGACGGCAGGUCGGAGCGGCCCCGAGCACAGCCCCAGACGAAGCAGGAUGAGCCAACAAUAAAAAUAUUUAUUUAUAAAAACGAAAUUUUAAAAAGGUAACAAGAGAGAAACU
Molecule: messenger RNA, 1009 nt
Organism: Lepus europaeus (European hare)
Lineage: Eukaryota; Metazoa; Chordata; Mammalia; Lagomorpha; Leporidae
Gene: TRPT1
Product: tRNA phosphotransferase 1
Exons: 6
Coding region: 311-958 (215 amino acids)
Biological process (GO): tRNA splicing, via endonucleolytic cleavage and ligation
Molecular function (GO): tRNA 2'-phosphotransferase activity
Source: RefSeq, a predicted model, not a curated record